Molecule: messenger RNA, 402 nt
Organism: Pistacia vera
Lineage: Eukaryota; Viridiplantae; Streptophyta; Magnoliopsida; Sapindales; Anacardiaceae
Product: F-box/LRR-repeat protein At3g48880-like
Exons: 1
Coding region: 1-402 (133 amino acids)
Source: RefSeq, a predicted model, not a curated record
AUGCCAGCUUGGAAUAGAAUAAAGAAGGAUGUAAUUUGCAAGGCCAUUCAUACAUGGAGAUCUCUUGAAUCCCUGACAAUGCCUAGUAUAAUGAAUCCACCUUAUCUUAUAGUGGAAAUAGCCCUAAAUUUCAAGAACUUCAGUGAACUCAAGGUCAUAGGUCCUUUUGACGUUCUCUUUGCUUCUACGAUAGCCAAAUUUCUUCCAAAUUUGAAGAUUUUGAGCUUGAGAUGCUCAGUGAUAGUUAAGGAUGCCAUAUUGCUUGUAUUGGAUAACCAACCAAAUCUGGAAGUCCUCAACAUAUCACAUUGUCUUGUUAUAGAAGGUCCACUGCUUCCUUCACUGAUGCCCGAAAAAAUUAUUAAGAAGCUAGAUAAAAUUAUCUUGGAGAAUGCUGCUUGA